AUGAGUGGAAGAGGAAAAACCAGCAAGGCUCGAGCCAAGGCCAAGAGUCGUUCAUCCAGAGCUGGACUCCAGUUUCCCGUGGGCCGUGUCCACAGGCUCCUGCGGAAAGGCAACUAUGCCGAGCGUGUCGGCGCCGGCGCUCCACACUUUUAUUUGGCCGCCGUGCUGGAGUACCUGACUGCUGAGAUCCUGGAGUUGGCCGGUAACGCCGCUCGUGACAACAAGACGACUCGCAUCAUUCCCCGCCACUUACAGCUCGCUGUGCGCAACGACGAGGAGCUGAACAAACUGCUCGGCGGAGUGACCAUCGCUCAGGGUGGUGUGCUGCCGAACAUUCAGGCGGUGCUUUUGCCCAAAAAGACCGAGAAGACCGUCAAGACCAAAUAA
This is a messenger RNA of Neoarius graeffei (lesser salmon catfish), 387 nucleotides long. RefSeq names its product histone H2A-like. Gene Ontology annotation, cellular component: nucleosome. NCBI's taxonomy places the organism in Eukaryota, Metazoa, Chordata, Actinopteri, Siluriformes, Ariidae. Gene Ontology annotation, molecular function: protein heterodimerization activity; DNA binding; structural constituent of chromatin. Bases 1 to 387 code for a protein of 128 amino acids. The record is from RefSeq and is a predicted model, not a curated record. The transcript has 2 exons.